This is a messenger RNA of Nothoprocta perdicaria, 1876 nucleotides long. It is a transcript of the gene RAB4A, whose product is annotated as RAB4A, member RAS oncogene family. Gene Ontology annotation, biological process: regulation of endocytosis; Rab protein signal transduction. Gene Ontology annotation, molecular function: GTP binding; GTPase activity. Gene Ontology annotation, cellular component: postsynaptic recycling endosome. The transcript has 8 exons. Lineage: Eukaryota; Metazoa; Chordata; Aves; Tinamiformes; Tinamidae. The record is from RefSeq and is a predicted model, not a curated record. Bases 87 to 728 code for a protein of 213 amino acids.
GGCCUGCCCACGGGCACGAGGGGCCGCGAGCCGCCGCCGGUCACCGCGCAGGGACGAGCCGCCGCCCCUGGGUGUCGCAGGUGGCCAUGUCCGAGACGUACGAUUUCCUUUUUAAGUUCUUGGUCAUUGGAAAUGCUGGAACUGGAAAAUCCUGUUUGCUACAUCAGUUUAUUGAGAAGAAAUUCAAAGAUGACUCCAAUCAUACUAUAGGAGUUGAAUUUGGUUCAAAGAUCAUAAAUGUUGGUGGUAAAUAUGUAAAACUGCAAAUAUGGGAUACAGCAGGACAAGAGAGAUUCAGGUCUGUGACAAGAAGUUACUACAGAGGUGCCGCAGGUGCUUUGCUUGUCUAUGAUAUCACCAGCCGAGAAACCUACAAUGCACUUACCAAUUGGUUGACAGAUGCAAGAAUGCUAGCCAGUCAAAAUAUUGUGAUAAUACUCUGUGGAAACAAAAAGGAUCUUGAUGCAGAUCGUGAAGUUACUUUUUUAGAAGCAUCYCGCUUUGCCCAAGAAAAUGAGCUGAUGUUCUUGGAAACCAGUGCACUAACAGGGGAAAAUGUUGAAGAGGCCUUUGUACAGUGUGCAAGAAAAAUACUCAAUAAAAUUGAAUCAGGAGAACUAGAUCCGGAAAGAAUGGGCUCGGGUAUUCAGUAUGGGGAUGCGGCCCUGAGGCAGCUGMGAUCGCCACGAAGAGCACAAGCAGAGAGUGCUCAGGAAUGUGGGUGUUAGAGAAACGAACACAGGAGUCCCAAACACUGAACUUAGGUAUGAAAGCUGUCCAUGCAAAUGGUGUUUGAAGAAGCGGAGAAGGUUUGAGGGCUAUGCAGUUUUUAAAAACCAUCUUCCAACUAUAUAUUCAUAGGACCAGACCACUGGUGGCAAAGUGAACUGUGUAAUGUAAUGCAGGAAUGUGCACGUGACACACAAGACUGCAAAGCAAAUCUGGUAAUUGGUGGACAAUGUUAAGGCUCAUACCUGUAUGUAAACAUUUUCCAUUACGCAUUUUUGUUCCUUCUUCUUUAGUUUAAAGCAUCGCUCUAUACUGUAUAUAAUGUAACAGUAAAUUUACAAAGCAUGAUAUACUUAUAUAUGAUGAUAGAAUGUUGCACUAUAAGCAGUUUAAUAUUUUAUUUUUUUAUCAUAUAAACUAAAAUUUACCUGAAGUAGGCUUUAUCAUGUUUGUUUGUUUGCACACUAGGUUGUAUUUAUUACCUGAAUUCUAAAGGCGCUGGCAUUGAUUGUCAGUGGUGGAUUUUUUUUUCCCUUAGUUGGUCACAUUCUGCAAGCAAUUUACAUGACUAAUACACAGCCCAUGUUUAGGACCCUUACUUGUGUUUACCAGGAUGUCAAUUUGGAAAGCGCAUUUUUAUUGUAGUGCACCUAUCCUGUUUCCUCACAACCCUUAAAUAAACAUCUUUCAGAGGUCUUUUAGCCAACUUCAAAGGUUUAGAGAAAAAAAGAUAUUUCAAAGUAUCAAAUGCCUGUUGACUACUUGAAUUUUUCUGUUUUCUUUGUAUAGCACUGGUGUCACGUGUAGUAUUUGUGUGAACUGAACUGUGCAUAUUCUGUUUGCUUGUAGCACUAGUCCAGGGACAGGGGCUUACAAAAAGGAUCAUGAUAAGGGUUCUCUGAAGCUCUUAUCACUAACCAAGCAAUUAGCUAUGGCAAAAACAACUCCUGCUGCAAGCAUACCCGGCAAGGUACAGACUGAGCCCAAAUGGGUUUCUCCGAGGUAUGCCGAAUGUAAGACACUUCAAAUAUCAAUUUCGUGGCUUUUAAACAUUCAUGAAGUAAAACUAAGAUUUUGAAACUGGAAGCCUAGAGUGUGUAUUUGGGACCUCGCAGCCCGUCGUGCUGGAGCUCGGCCUUGGGCUCGG